Messenger RNA from Gorilla gorilla gorilla (western lowland gorilla), 976 nucleotides. Its product is annotated as N-acetyltransferase 8. The coding region runs from base 180 to 863 and encodes 227 amino acids. NCBI's taxonomy places the organism in Eukaryota, Metazoa, Chordata, Mammalia, Primates, Hominidae. Gene Ontology annotation, molecular function: N-acetyltransferase activity. The transcript is spliced from 2 exons. The record is from RefSeq and is a predicted model, not a curated record.
AGUCUACUUUCCAGGGGUGAGCAAGCCCGAGACACUAUCUCCUGGAUGCCAGUGAGCGGCUGACAGCUGAAGCUCCCUGGACACUCAAGGCUCUUGUGGUGACAGUCUGGCGUAAAGGCGUGCAGGGAGGCCUAGCUCUGUCUCCUGGACUUAGAGAUUUCAGACACAGAAGUCUGUCCAUGGCUCCUUGUCACAUCCGCAAAUACCAGGAGAGCGACCGCCAGUGGGUUGUGGGCUUGCUCUCCCGGGGGAUGGCCGAGCAUGCCCCAGCCACCUUCCGGCAAUUGCUGAAGCUGCCUCGAACCCUCAUACUCUUACUUGGGGGGCCCCUCGCCCUAUUCCUGGUCUCUGGAUCCUGGCUGCUGGCCCUCGUGUUCAGCAUCAGCCUCUUCCCUGCCCUGUGGUUCCUUGCCAAAAAACCCUGGACGCAGUAUGUAGACAUGACAUUGUGCACAGACAUGUCUGACAUUACCAAAUCCUACCUGAGUGAGCACGGCUCCUGCUUCUGGGUGGCUGAGUCUGAAGAGAAGGUGGUGGGCAUGGUAGGAGCUCUGCCUGUUGAUGAUCCCACCUUGAGGGAGAAGCGGUUGCAGCUGUUUCAUCUCUUUGUGGACAGUGAGCACCGUCGUCAGGGGAUAGCAAAAGCCCUGGUCAGGACUGUCCUCCAGUUUGCCCGGGAACAGGGCUACAGUGAAGUUAUCCUGGACACCGGCACCAUCCAGCUCUCUGCUAUGGCCCUCUACCAGAGCAUGGGCUUCAAGAAGACGGGCCAGUCCUUCUUCUGUGUGUGGGCCAGGCUAGUGGCUCUUCAUACAGUUCAUUUCAUCUACCACCUCCCUUCUUCUAAGGUAGGGAGUCUGUGAUCUCUUUCUGUGUGUAUUGGUCAGAAUAGAAUCCAUUCAGCUGUAGCAGCAAGCAAUCCCCAACCUUUCACUGCAAUGACCUUUCAAUGCAAUAAAAGCUUAUUGUCCAUUCA